AUGGCUGAUCUCGAACAACACCAAGGGGAGCAGGGCAUUCAAGAGAAAAUUGAACAGACGAGAGAGAGGUUCAAAAAUGAGUUCCUCAUAGAUUCAUCCGACAAAUAUGACCAAAGAGACGUAGAUAAACUGCUGAAGGACAACUCCAUGGUGGAGGGCUACCUGAUGUGGCGACUCUACGUGGUGGACGACGCCUUGAAAAUGAUCGAUGAGAGUUUCCAGUGGAGGAAAGAAUAUGGUGUCAACGAUCUCUCUGAGAGCUCCAUUCCCAGGUGGAUGUUUGAAACCGGGGCAGUCUUCCUCCAUGGCUACGACAAAGAGGGCAAUAAGCUCUUCUGGUUUAAGGUUAAGCUGCAUGUGAAGGAUGCAAAAACAAUCUUUGACAAGAAGAAAUAUGUGGCUUUCUGGCUGGAACGCAAUGUCAAGAAAGAACCUGGGAUGCCUUUGACAGUAGUGUUUGACAUGUCAGAGUCUGGCCUUGCCAAUAUUGACAUGGACUUUGUGAAGUACGUUGUAAAUUGCUUCAAAAUAUAUUAUCCAAAGUUGCUCUCCAAGAUGAUUAUUGUGGAGAUGCCUUGGAUCAUGAACGCUGCUUGGAAGAUUGUGAAGACAUGGUUGGGUCCGGAAGCCAUCAGCAAGCUUAAGUUUGCAUCCAGAUCGGAACUCCCGUCGUACAUCGACCCAGAGUACUUGCCGCCUCACAUGGGAGGAUCGGACCCGUUUAAGUACAGCUACCCUCCACUCCCCGACGAUGACUUCCAAACACCCAUCGGCGACAAUGGACCAAUCGUCAGCGAGGACGAGAUUGAGAGCAAAGAGAGCGAGCUAGAGAGCAAAGAAGGCCUCGAUUCCAGCUUCAACUCAGAGGUUGCCAUCAAGCCCAAAAAGGUGAAUUUCCUGGAAGAAAAUGUCAAGACUGAAGAGAACGAUAAGGGUGACGGCCGAAUCAAAGGAGUGAGGAAGCCCGUGACCACAUUCAAAGGCACUCUGUUGGACAUCAGCCCUGCAGAAGAGCUCAGUUUCGGUUGUGGAGAUACAGAGAAGAAAAGCCUCAUUAUCCUGUGCAAUGUGACCAAAAACCCAUUAGCCUUUAAGGUUCGGACUACGGCACCCGAGAAGUACAGAGUGAAGCCUAGCAGCAGCACUUGUGAACCAGGCGCUUCCAUCGAUAUUGUGGUGUCACUGCAUGGAGCGUCUCAAGCGUCCCCCCAGGAUCGCUUCCUGGUGAUGGCGGCAGAGAUGGACAACGUAGGAUCUCAAGAACUCGCGCAGUUCUGGAAAGAAGUACCAAAACCUAAAAUCAUGGAACACAGGUUGCGAUGCCAUGUUCUUGAAAGCGUCAAACCGGUGGUGAACCCUUUGAAGGAAUCUUACGAUAUAGGAAGCAGCAACGACAUUAACACGAUGCUCAUGCGUUUGAUGGCCUCCAAUUCCCGCCUGGAGCAGAGCGUCAACACGUGCAUGUGGGUCCAGAAAGUUUUAAUCUGCCUGGUCCUGAUUCUGCUUUUACUCAACCUGUACUGCAUCCACCUGCUGAUGUUCUACCAGCAACUAUCUUGA
Nerophis lumbriciformis (worm pipefish) is the source of this 1560-nucleotide messenger RNA. NCBI's taxonomy places the organism in Eukaryota, Metazoa, Chordata, Actinopteri, Syngnathiformes, Syngnathidae. The record is from RefSeq and is a predicted model, not a curated record.